AUGGAGGCGCUGUGUGCAGAGGUGUGCGGGGUGGAGGCGCUGGGUGCAGAGGUGUGCGGGGUGGAGGCGCUGUGUGCAGAGGUGUGCGGGGUGGAGGCACUAUGUGCAGAGGUGUGCGGGGUGGAGGCGCUGGGUGCAGAGGUGUGCGGGGUGGAGGCGCUGUGUGCAGAGGUGUGCGGGGUGGAGGCGCUGUGUGCAGAGGUGUGCGUGGUGGAGGCGCUGUGUGCAGAGGUGUGCGGGGUGGAGGCGCUGUGUGCAGAGGUGUGCGGGGUGGAGGCGCUGUGUGCAGAGGUGUGCGGGGUGGAGGCGCUGUGUGCAGAGGUGUGCGGGGUGGAGGCACUAUGUGCAGAGGUGUGCGGGGUGGAGGCGCUGGGUGCAGAGGUGUGCGGGGUGGAGGCGCUGGGUGCAGAGGUGUGCGGGGUGGAGGCGCUGUGUGCAGAGGUGUGUGGGGUGGAGGCGCUGGGUGCAGAGGUGUGCGGGGUGGAGGCGCUGGGUGCAGAGGUGUGCGGGGUGGAGGCGCUGUGUGCAGAGGUGUGCGGGGUGGAGGCGCUGUGUGCAGAGGUGUGCGGGGUGGAGGCGCUGUGUGCAGAGGUGUGCGGGGUGGAGGCGCUGGGUGAGGAGAGUCACUAG
Messenger RNA from Biomphalaria glabrata, 630 nucleotides. RefSeq names its product keratin-associated protein 9-1-like. The transcript has a single exon. The record is from RefSeq and is a predicted model, not a curated record. Gene Ontology annotation, cellular component: keratin filament. Lineage: Eukaryota; Metazoa; Mollusca; Gastropoda; Planorbidae. Bases 1 to 630 code for a protein of 209 amino acids.